AUGAAGGCAGAUCUCGAGAUCGCAGGAUUUUCAAUCCUGCCCCUACACUUCCCCGCAACCCCAGCAUAUCCUAAACCGGCAACACACUACCUCUACCUCCGCGCCCAUGAGCCUCGCAUCCCAGACGCCGACACUCCCCGUUCGAUGUUCAUCGUGAACAUUCCCGUCGACACGACCGAAACCCACCUGCGCCACCUCUUCGGUACCCAGCUCUCCGCAGGCCGCAUAGAGCGCGUGGAAUUCGAGGCCGUCCCGACCAAAAAGAAGGGCAUGCAAGCCACCCCGCAAGGCAACAUCGCCAGCAGCAAGAAACGCAAGCGCGUCACCGCCGACGAACUCCAAGCACAGCUGGACGAUGUCGACCUCCCCGCUACCUGGGACCGCCAGCUCCAGAAGAGCGGGUCGCACGCGAUCGUCGUCUUCGCCGACAAGCCCAGCAUGGAGGCGAGUUUGAAAGCGGCGCGCAAGGCCGCGAAGAAGGGCACGGAGAUUGUCUGGGGCGAGGGUGUUGAGGGCGAUCGGGUACCUGCUCUGGGACUGCAGAGGUACAUUACCCACGAGCAGUUGAGGUAUCCGGAUCGGGCGGAGUUGUUACGCACCGUUAACGAUUAUAUGACGGUGUUUACGCAGGUCGCGGAGGUCAGGAAGAGGGAGGAGGCGCGCAGGGCGCAGGAACCCGACGAGGAUGGAUUCAUUACUGUUACGUCUGGACCGAAGUUGGCGGAGGCGGCUCAUGAGGAUGAGGCUAGGCAGUUGGUUGAGAAGCAGAAGGAGAAGUCCAAGGGAUUGGAGGACUUCUAUCGGUUCCAGUCUCGUGAGAAGAGAAAGGAGAAGCAGAACCAGCUGCUUAAGAAGUUUGAUGAUGAUAGGAGGAAGUUGGCGGAUAUGAAGAAGCGGAAGGGGAAGAUUGCACCUGAGUGA
Molecule: messenger RNA, 921 nt
Organism: Aspergillus tubingensis
Lineage: Eukaryota; Fungi; Ascomycota; Eurotiomycetes; Eurotiales; Aspergillaceae
Product: putative ribosomal small subunit assembly protein
Exons: 2
Coding region: 1-921 (306 amino acids)
Biological process (GO): ribosomal small subunit assembly; rRNA processing
Cellular component (GO): UTP-C complex; CURI complex
Source: RefSeq, a predicted model, not a curated record